This is a messenger RNA of Girardinichthys multiradiatus, 3447 nucleotides long. Its product is annotated as USP6 N-terminal-like protein. The record is from RefSeq and is a predicted model, not a curated record. The transcript is spliced from 14 exons. Lineage: Eukaryota; Metazoa; Chordata; Actinopteri; Cyprinodontiformes; Goodeidae. The coding region runs from base 347 to 2836 and encodes 829 amino acids.
CGAACACGAAAGUCACGCUCAGAGCUCUCCUGUCCGCGAGGCACGCCCUCGCCCUCGCGCCGCUGUCACACUGCUCAGCCGUUUGUCAGACAGCGGCAUCCAGCUCGCGCCUCGUCUCGCGACUUGUUCAGAGGGGAGGGAGAGGGUGACUCGGUCCGUUUUGACCCGCAGCGAUUUCAGCGAAGCUAGUCCGCACACAGAUCCGAGGGAGAAAUCUUUUAUGUCUGCGGCGACAUCUGCGUGACGGCUCCCCUUUGACAGCGAGGGAGAGAAUGAGAAUAGAGGAUUUAGUUUCUUCUUGUAGGUACAGUCGAGCAGAGGAAAAGUCACUCCUAAAGAUUUUGACAUGAAGAAGGAUAUAGACGCACUGAUAGCAGAGGAACGGGCAGAAAUCAUCUCUAAAUAUGACAAGGGCAGGGAAGAGGGCGUCAGCAUUGACCCAUGGGAGGAUGCUGACUUUAGCAUCUAUAAAGUCACUGACCGCUUUGGCUUUCUCCAUGAGGAAGAACUGCCAACACCCACUGCAAUUGAAGAGAAGCAAAAGCAACAAGAGUUGGAGCGAGUGCAGAAAUGGCUGAAGAUGGGGAAGAAAUGGGACAAGUACAAGAACAGUGAAAAGCUGAUGAAGCGUGUGUAUAAAGGCAUUCCUCUGCAGCUGAGAGGCCAGGCUUGGGCCUUGCUUUUGGACAUAGAAAAGGUUAAACAAGACAAUCUGGGAAAAUAUGAGAAAAUGAAGCAGCAGGCUCAAAUCUACUCAACCGAGAUCAAGCAGAUAGACCUGGACGUCAACAGAACAUUCAGGAACCACAUCAUGUUCAUGGACCGCUUUGGAGUGAAGCAGCAGGCACUGUUUCAUGUACUGGCCGCUUACUCUGUCUACAACACGGAGGUCAGCUACUGUCAGGGAAUGAGUCAAAUCGCUGCAAUUCUGCUCAUGUACCUGAACGAGGAAGAUGCCUUCUGGGCUUUAUCCCAGCUCCUUACAGACACCAAGCACUCCAUGCACGGACUUUUCAUUCCUGGAUUUCCCAAGCUGCAUCGUUUCCAGGCUCAUCAUGAGCUCAUCCUCUCCAAAAUGCUGCCUAAGCUGAAGAAACACCUGGACAAGGAGCAGAUGACAACAGGGAUUUACUCCACCAAAUGGUUUCUCCAGUGCUUUAUCGACAGAACCCCCUUCACCCUCACACUGCGCUUAUGGGACAUCUACAUGUUGGAAGGAGAUAAGAUACUAUCUGCCAUAGCUUAUACAAUCCUCAAGUUGCACAAAAAACGCCUGAUGAAGCUCCAGCUAGAGGACCUGAGGGAGUUUUUUCAGGAGCAGCUGGCUGAUUCGUUCCUACUGCCAGACGAUGUGGUGGUUGAACACUUACAGGCAGCGAUGUCAGAGCUGCGCAGUAAAAAGCUGGAUCAACCUCCUCCAGCCAAGUCAGAUGAGCUGCCAAAGAAGCCUCUGGGUCAAGAGAGACCAGUUCUCCUUGUGCCGUUGCAUUCUAACUCACCUCCGGAGGUCAAAAUAAAUCUGCAGACCAACAGCAAGCCUUUUCCAGAGACCCAGAAAACAGAUGCAACCACCAAUCAUCAGACUGCUUCUCCUUCUGAACCCCAGAACUCAGAUAUCCUCUCCGGAGCAAACACAUCGUCAGUUUCUUCACUAGUUGUAUGCACACAAGGAACACCUUCUUUCUUGAGGCAUUGUAAAGUUCCUCUAGUACCUCCAAAAGAAAACAAACCAUGCACUGAGGGAGGGUUGGGUAGAGAUGUGAAGAAGUCACCCGCAGAGGUUUGCCAAGAGUCUAGAAAACAAGAGAACUGGACAACUGACACAAAGUCCCAAGUGGAAUCUAUGGAUUGGCCUCCACCCUAUGAGCCCUCGCCUUUGGAUGUUGUGAUUAUGCAAACGGAGGUGGAACUCAUGGAUCUUCCUGACCUACCACCUCCACCUUUGUUUUACCCUGAGCAGAUUGACCAAAGGACUCUAGGCAGGGAAUCACCUGGUCUGGGGCCUGAGACUCAUCCAGAUCUGCGCCAUCACUCCCCUUCCCCACGGUCAGACUCACCACUGGUUGCUCCAAUGAAGCUAUCACCAAAACCAAGCCCAGGACCUUCCCCUCAAAACUUUAUAAGGAAAAGUACUUCUCCCACAAAACCUCUGUCUCACUAUGUCCACACACCACCCUCCUCAUUGUCUCCCAGAGUCCCACCCUCAAAACCAACCAAUUUCCCAGUUUCCCUUUACGUUCCUUGGUCCAUGGGUGACAGACGGCCCUCCAACACAUCUCAGUAUGAUAACCUCUCCGAAGCUGAUGACGACGAUCGCCUCAUAGAAAGGCUGCUUGCUUCCACUCCUGAGAAAACUCCCUGCAUGCACAGCAACUCCACCCAUGCUACUGACAGAGCCUAUGACCCUACUUUCUACCCCGUUCCCCCACCUCCUCUCUUCAUUCCUCCUUCCUCUUCCCCUCUUCCCCCUGUGAUGUGCAACAUCCCUAGAUUGCCUCAAGAGCCAGAAUAUAAAGGGGAGACCAGCUGGGUGCAUGAUUCCAUCAUCCCCCCUCCUCCACCCUGCUUUGCAGACAGACUCGCUCCGUUUCAGUGCACCUCUGCCAUCUGUUCAGAUGCAGCCAGGUCCUCGUCACCUGUUUACUCUAAGAAUUUCUCCAGAGCCCCCAGAGACCAUUCCGCCUUCCCAGCACCUUUGUUAUACACAGGGUCUCCCCCAGGUCAUUCCAGGUCCUCAGGACAGUCACUGGUGGGUGUGGUGGGGGUACAGUCCAGCCUAGACUUCUGUAUGAUGCCUCCUGUAGGGGAAAAGCUUCCCAAAUCAGUGACUUUUUGAUGUGGCAGUUGAUCAUGCCGCUGAUUGGUUUUCAAAGCCAUUGUAAAGAUAAAAGGGCCAGCAGCUCUGUUUGUGUGUAUGUGUGAAAUUACAUUUUUCAUGUCCAGCUACUGUAGCUACUUCUGUGACAGCUGCAUCGUGUUUUUAAGGGAAGGGUUGUCAAACUCGUAUUUUAUACUGAAGCCGAUGUCAAAAAGUGUAUUAACUUGACUGCCCCUCCGUUGUUCAAAGCUUGGUUUUCUGUUUGUACAGAAGAGUAGUGAUCUCAUAACAGCUGCACAUAUCACCAUUGUUCCACCUCAAACCAUUGUAAUUUUGUUCCAAAAAGAUGUGUUAAUCUUAACAUGGUGUACUUAGUGCAACAACUCUAACAAAAGGGCUUUCAGACUACCAGUUAAUAUCAUCCUCGCAGCCAAAGCAUUCACCCAGAAUUCAUAGGAAAGUGUGAGCAGGCUCACACAUCAUCACAGUUUGUCAAACUCUGAGAAAAAGAGUCGUAGGUUAACAUGAGAAACCAGAGUGCAUUCAUGCAGUGCUUAUGAAGCUACAAUUUACUUGUAAUCACCGGCAGCAGCAAAAUUGGUGCAAUAAAUGACUAAUGUAAAUACAGA